This is a messenger RNA of Raphanus sativus (radish), 2609 nucleotides long. RefSeq names its product hydroxyproline O-galactosyltransferase GALT6. Bases 434 to 2437 code for a protein of 667 amino acids. Gene Ontology annotation, cellular component: Golgi membrane. Gene Ontology annotation, molecular function: carbohydrate binding; galactosyltransferase activity. The record is from RefSeq and is a predicted model, not a curated record. NCBI's taxonomy places the organism in Eukaryota, Viridiplantae, Streptophyta, Magnoliopsida, Brassicales, Brassicaceae. The transcript has 7 exons.
GCGGUUUAUUCGGACGUAAGCAGAGCACUAACUAAGAAGAGAAGGCCUUUGUCCUCUUCCUUCCCUCUUCCUUUACGCGUUUGUUUUUGCUUCUGCAUCUCUUCUUCUUAACCGUUCACACGCUCCUCUCUCUAUCUCUCUCUAGAAGUUUAAAAGUCUUUCCUUUUUUUAACGCUUCAUCUGGGUUUUGAAUUUUCUACACACCCCCACACGAUUUGGUCAUUCCACAAGGAAAGUUGUUGAAUUUUCUUUCUCUCCGUGUUCAAAGGGUUUCUGAACAUUUUCUCGUAAUUACUUAGUAGUUAGUACCAUCGAUCUGAUUCUCACAAUAUUUUGUAAAGUUUCGAGCUUUAGAGACUCUGUUCUCCUCUCUGAUCAUCAUCAUCAUCAUCAUCGUUUCUAGGGUUUCUAUUUCUACGAUUCUCCCUCAGUAAUGAGGAAGCCGAAGGUACCUUCUUCGAAACUAGACGUCUUCGUAUCUCUCACGAAGCAGAGAUCGGUUCAGAUACUGACGGCGGUUGCCUUUCUCUACAUGCUCCUCAUCACUUUCCAAAUCCCUUUCGUCUUCAGAACCGGUUUCAGCACCUUGUCCCAGGACCCGUUAACCCGACCCGAGAAGCACAACAGCCAGCGCGAGCUGCAGGAGAGGCUACCCCCGAGCCGUCCUCGCAAGAGCUUGCUUUUCCAGGAAUCCGAACCACCCGCGGCGAUGAUUCCGGGUUUAAGGAGGAGGAAAAGUCGGAUCCUUUCCACCUUGAAGUUCGACCCGGAAACGUUUAACCCCUCCGUGGAGCUCCACAAAUCCGCCAAGGUGGCUUGGGAAGUUGGUCGGAAGCUGUGGGAAGAGCUUGAGUCUGGGAAAACCUUAAAGUCCUUGAAGAAGAAGACUGAGGAGGAGAAUGGGUCAUGCCCUCUCUCGGUUUCCUUAACCGGGUCUGAUCUUUCGAACCGUGGGGGUCUCAUGGAGCUUCCCUGCGGGUUAACUCUCGGAUCACACAUCACAGUGGUUGGGAAGCCGAGAGCUGCUCACUCGGAGAAGGACCCGAAGAUAUCGUUGCUAAAGGAAGGAGAGGUUUCGCAGUUUAAGCUCGAGCUUCAGGGCUUGAAAGCGGUGGACGGGGAAGAGCCGCCUCGGAUACUCCACUUGAACCCGAGGCUCAAGGGUGAUUGGAGUGGUAGGCCUGUGAUUGAGCAGAACACUUGUUAUAGGAUGCAGUGGGGGUCUGCACAAAGAUGUGAAGGGUGGAGAUCUAGAGACGAUGAAGAAACUGUUGAUGGUCAGGUGAAGUGCGAGAAAUGGGUUCGUGAUGAUAGUAGCAUUGCAUCUAAAGAAGAGACUAGUAGCAAGAAGGCGGAUACAUGGUGGCUUAGUAGAUUAGUAGGACGGAGCAAGAGAGUAACCGUUGAAUGGCCGUUUCCAUUCACGGUUGAUAAGCUUUUUGUGCUUACACUUAGUGCUGGAUUAGAAGGUUUUCAUGUUAGUGUCGAUGGGAAGCACGUCUCUUCCUUCCCUUACCGAACUGGAUUUACGCUUGAGGAUGCUACUGGGUUAACCAUCAACGGGGACAUAGAUGUUCACUCGGUUUUCGCUGGCUCUCUCCCGACCUCGCACCCUAGUUUCUCUCCUCAGAGGUAUCUCGAGCUCUCUAGCAAUUGGCAAGCCCCGUCGCUUCCUGAUGGCCGAGUCGAUAUGUUCAUUGGCAUCCUUUCCGCUGGUAACCAUUUCGCUGAGAGGAUGGCGGUGAGGAAGUCGUGGAUGCAACAUAAGCUAGUUAAAUCUUCUAAAGUGGUGGCUCGCUUCUUUGUUGCGCUGCACUCGAGGAAGGAAGUGAAUGUGGAGCUAAAGAAGGAAGCUGAGUUCUUUGGGGACAUUGUUAUAGUCCCUUACAUGGAUAGCUAUGACCUUGUUGUCCUCAAAACCGUUGCUAUCUGCGAGUAUGGGGCUCAUCAGCUUGCUGCAAAGUACAUAAUGAAGUGUGAUGACGAUACAUUUGUACAAGUAGAUGCGGUUCUUAAUGAAGCUAAGAGAACAUCUGCAGAUAGGAGUCUAUACAUUGGCAACAUCAAUUAUUAUCACAAACCGCUCCGUCAGGGUAAAUGGGCUGUUACAUAUGAGGAAUGGCCAGAGGAAGACUAUCCACCUUAUGCUAAUGGACCGGGAUACAUCUUGUCAAACGAUAUCUCUCGCUUCAUUGUAAAAGAGUUUGAGAAACAUAAACUAAGGAUGUUCAAAAUGGAAGAUGUGAGUGUGGGAAUGUGGGUAGAACAAUUCAACAACGGGACCAAACCGGUGGACUACAUUCACAGCCUCAAGUUUUGUCAGUUUGGUUGCAUAGAGAAUCACUUGACGGCACAUUACCAGUCGCCGAGACAGAUGAUUUGUUUGUGGGAUAAGUUGGUUUUGACAGGAAAACCUCAGUGCUGCAACAUGAGAUGACCCCACAAUCCAUAUCACAUCUCUUUGGUUUGUAAAGAGGAGGAGAUUAGAAAUGCGAAUAGCUUCUUUUUUUUUCUUUUUGAGUAGCACUUCAUAUCAUAACAUAUAACUUUCGUUGUAGUAUAUCUUCUUGAUCUUGGAAAAUGAAAUCUAAAAAUACAUGUUAAAUCUU